CCUCCUUCUUCUUCUAACCAUCAUGGCGGCCGCCAGGAAGCACAAGCGCAUGGCGGCGUCUCAACCCGGGUUUCUGUCUUUUAACUCGGGUCUGGAUGGAAACACUUCGGAUAUUAAACGGCGAAAACGCGUGAACAAAAAUAAGAAAAAGAACUGGAACAAAUACAGUGAUAUCCAGGAUGUGGAGGAGUUUCUGGACGACGUGCGGCUUCAGGAGAAAGCAGCUGGGGGGUUGAUAGCUGAAAAACCCGAUGCCAGUCUCUUCUUUGUGGACAUUGGUGAAAAAGACAAAGAAACUCAACCACAGACGACAGUUAGGAAAGGUAAACGCUCCAAACCUCUGCGGAUAGAUCUCAUUCUUCAGCCGGAUUCCCGCGUACCUGCCCCCAAAAAUGUCUUGGCGUUCCAGCAGCCCAAUGGUAAAAAGCAGCGGCGCAUGGCAGAGAAAGCGGCGAGGUUGGCGGCCAUGGGAGUGUUGCCUCGAAGAGAAAAGCUUCUUCAACUCCGAAGAGCUGCCGCUGCCUCUGGGCUGCCCGUUAAACAAACUCCAGUGGCCAAUAACAACCCAGCGAGAGCGUUUUAUGACCUGUGGAGUGCAGGCCCGCCGGAGACGGCCGAUCCCUUCUACCUUGAACAAACUAAACAAAAGCUUGUCAAGAGACCAGACAGGCUGAAUGAGAAACCUUCAGUUCUUCCUGCAAUUGAGGUCGUCGGUCCUGGAGGCUCAUACAACCCAGACUUCUUUUCUCACCAGGACCUGCUUCGUGAAGCCCAUGAGGUGGAGGUCAAGAAGCUGAAAGCAGAGGAAAGGUUGGCACGUCAGCUGGCUGUGAAAGAGGACAUCGCCAAUGAGGAGAGCAGCUUUAAAGAGCAGGUGGAGGGAUUGAUCGAAGAAGGGGAUGCUGAACCGGAAGAGCCAGAAGGGGGCAGCGAAGACACAGUCAUCGGGCCGACCGCAACGCAGGAGAAGAAAACUGAGAAACAGAGGAGGAAAGAGAAGGCCCAAAGGAUCAAGGAGUUGCGGAGGAAGGCCGAGCGUCAGAUGAUUGACAGGCAGCAGCAAUUGUUCCAACUGCGAUCCAUCCGUGCCAACCUGAAGACGCAGGAGCAGAGGACCAAACAGAGGCAGGCUCAGCGGAGGGCCAAUCAGGAGGCGCAGAAGAGCAUGCCUCGCAGACUCGGCAGACUCAAGUUUCAGGCACCUGAUCUCGAUGUGCAGCUGAGCCAUGAGCUCGCCGGGUCUCUUCGCAGUCUGAAGCCAGAGGGCAGCAUCCUAAAAGAUCGAUUUAUGAGCUUACAGAAGAGAAACCUUAUUGAGCCCAGAGAAAGAGCCAAGUUUAAGAGGAAGUACAAGGUGAAGUACUCGGAGAAGAGAGCGUUCAGGGAGAUAGUGUGACCGCACAGUUGUUUCUCAGUCCUCCAACAAAUUAUUAUAGUGUGCUAUUCAUGUUGCAAGAAGAAAAUAAAGCCGUUAUAUUCCAAC
This is a messenger RNA of Rhinichthys klamathensis goyatoka, 1483 nucleotides long. RefSeq names its product NOP53 ribosome biogenesis factor (gene nop53). Gene Ontology annotation, molecular function: 5S rRNA binding. Gene Ontology annotation, biological process: ribosomal large subunit assembly; rRNA processing. Lineage: Eukaryota; Metazoa; Chordata; Actinopteri; Cypriniformes; Leuciscidae. Gene Ontology annotation, cellular component: nucleolus. Bases 23 to 1396 code for a protein of 457 amino acids. The transcript has 12 exons. The record is from RefSeq and is a predicted model, not a curated record.